This is a messenger RNA of Emericellopsis atlantica, 1360 nucleotides long. RefSeq lists its product as uncharacterized. The record is from RefSeq and is a predicted model, not a curated record. Lineage: Eukaryota; Fungi; Ascomycota; Sordariomycetes; Hypocreales; Bionectriaceae. The coding region runs from base 288 to 1352 and encodes 354 amino acids. The transcript is spliced from 2 exons.
CUAAAGUUGCAAGAGUAGAGAACAAGUCGGCGCCACGUCCGAGCAAGGUGCGCAAUGGUGGGCGUUGUGUUGAGGGAAAGGAAAGUGAAAAGAAAUUUCGAGGCAUUCUGCGGUUUUGAUGGCUGAGGUGACCCCACGACCAAAACCGGCAGGGCCGCCCCACAUCAAUUGUCACCGCGACAAUGAACGAGCGGCUAGCCUUGGCGCCACAUGUCAUUCUGCCAACCUGAUGCCAUGUCACCCUUGACGUACCAGUGAUCCCUUGCUGAUACACAUCAACCGUCAAGAUGGCAAUCUCAUGGGACUCCAUACGCUCGUUUCUUCUCCUUGUCGGGCCUAUACUUAUACCCAAGCUGCUUGCAUUCUAUCGCGCCUCCAAGAACUCGAGGAACCGUGCCCUCCCCAUACAGUCUAUUCCCGUCAACGUUUCCGUCGCGUUGACGCUUCUCGCCUCUUUGACGAUUCUCUAUCUUGCCAAGACGAUCCCUUAUUUCGCCCCCGAAAAUGUAUUCUCCAAGACCGACUCGCGACUCCAGAUACCAGUCGAUGUCCUGUUCACACGCAUCGCGUCGAGCCGACCAAACGAGACGCUGACAGCGGCCGAUCAUGUGCUGAGGUCCAAGUUUAUCAACCUAGAGUCUCGACUCCUAUACCUGCAGUUUGGGCCCGACGUUCUUUCUGAAUGCCCCUUUUGCAACUCUGACGAGCCCCGGAGCUACUUCUACUACGCCAUCCCCGCGAUAAUCUGGCCACACAUUGCGAAUACGGUGGCCAUCGCGGCGGUUACGAGCCCGACUCUGACCGGGCGGCAUGGCGCCCAGUGGAGGACCUACGCGACGAUAGCUUCGGGCGUCUUGGGUGCUCUCGAGGUGUACCUCGUCAGCUCGUACAACUAUCAGCUCAACUCGCGUGCCCUCAGGUUGCACCAGCUCGACAUGUUCUUCUGGGACAUGCGUACCUACCGCUACGCUGCACUUGCUGUGCUGAAUGCCGGCCUCGCUUACGUCCUAUUCCUGUCGUCCACCAACCGUGCAUUCGGCACGCCCCCGAGCCCAGCCGAGCGCGUAGAAACGGCGAACCGGGCACUCGGUGCCGCUAGAGGCAAACUGAACGCCCUGGGAAUCAUCAGAAACACUACGGUGCGGGACGAUGACUUGCGCACACGGGUACAACAUUACUGGGCUCAUGAAGUGCGCUUGAUGGGAGAGGUCAUGGAGGAGAGGGAAGUCGUCGAGGGUGUUAACGACGCACUUAGUAAUCGUAUCAAGAUCGAGGACAUCAGCCGAGACGCUGAGAUGUACGCACAGAGCGUGCUGCAGCCUCUUGAGAUCAAGAAGGAAGAACAGAGCUAGCCAAUUAG